GCCGCUCUAUCCUUCGCCGGCCAGAUUAGGAGGAUUGGCUACGAAAAGGAAAGGGGUGGAGCGCCAGGCGCGCAGCCCCACGAGAAGCGGCGCGAAGGGACCGAGCGCGCAGUGAGAGAAACGGACUGUCAAGUGGCCAUGAACCUGGUGGCGGAUCGGCGGAGAGCGAGGCCCGCGGAGCUGAGCAUGAACGAGCCGGAGCGCAAACGAGCAUGUAGAAGUUCAGAGACUAUUCCACAAGUGAUCAGCGCUUGCCACCCACAAAGCAAGUGUGUUAUGGAUUACUGGGAUAUGGAGCAGGAUUUGAAGCAGAAAGAUCCCGCUGAUUUUUUUAGUCCUCAGAUUAUGAAAGAAAAGCCAAAUUCCGUGAUAUUUCCGGAUAAUGAAACCAGAACUACAGCCCAGCCUUGCCCAAGAUGUAUUGCUGGAGAACCUGGACACUUUGGCCAUAUUAUGGGAUUUAUAGAAGAUCAAAGGACAUUGAUGCAGUGAUACUCCGUAACAAAAUACAUAGGGACUGGUUUGAGAUUCCAGACUUUUUCUACACUCCACUACAUUCAUAAUUAUUAUUAUUACAUCCAUACAGUUUAUCUUAGAUCUGGGGAAGACCUUGCCUGAAAAGGCUUAAAAUCAAUCUUGUGAUUCCUUAGGUUAUAAUUGAGCUACUUGGUAGCAACCAAUUGAACCUAGUCAAUGAUACUUCUUGAAAAUUGAGUCCAUACAUCCUCACUUUUCAACAGCCUUAGAUUGCUACCAUCUUAGUAUUUCUUGCAAUGAAAUUACGAUGUUCAUUCAUGUAAAGCACAUAGGAAAUACAAUAGGCCAGUGGGUGGUUACUCAUAGAAGCAAUACUAGACAUAUUCUGUCCUAUGAAUUCCAGAAGUGUGAUACUCUGUUUACCCAGACUAGUCCCAACAUAGUCAGUAAGACAGCUUCAAAAUAUGUGGCUCGAGUAUUCUUUAAGACUGCCUUAGUUGAACACAGUAAGGGUUACUUAUGAAACGACAUGCAUAGGUUUUAGCUGUUUGCAAAGCAACCACUCCUAUGAGCAAUAGCACAAGCCUCCUAGUACAUAGAACCAGGUGUGUCUGGCCUCCUCUAGUUGAAUGGCCAGUCAAAGCCAUUCUGGUGUGUGGCCGCUGUCACAUUCUGACCAUUUCUAGGAGCCACAGAUGAGAGCUGAGUGCAGGGUGAGGACCAAAAGUGAACAGUCUACCACCCUAGAAGGAGCAGGAAGUGUCGCCCACCAGAAGUACUACCCCUCCCAUAACGUCCCGUACACCCCUUUCCUAAUAGAUUAUAGAAUAUUUACACAGGCCACUGUGAACUGAAAAUGUAACCUUAGAUCAAAGGUUUCUACAAACGAGUAAAUAGUUAUACACACACAUAAACACAUAUACACAUAUCUAUAUAUCCCAAAAUUAAAUAGGGAGGAAGUGUUAUAACCACAAAAGCAUUGCUUUGAGAAAUUUCAACAUUAUCACUUUUUUAUAAUCAGUUUUGUACAUGUGUAUAUGUUAUUCAUCCUUUUGUAUAGAAAGCCUUGUUCUCCUACUUUCAUAUAUGUAAAAUAAUAUAUAGGUUCUUACCACUUUUAAUGCAGAUUUUUAUUUUUUAUUUCACCUUUGAAAUCUUUGUAUUUUGUAAAUCAGUGUUUAUGGAAAACUUUUUUAAAAAAUAAAUUGCAUGUUCGUUUUAAAAGAUAGCAUUGUUUUUUU
This is a messenger RNA of Podarcis raffonei (Aeolian wall lizard), 1718 nucleotides long. It is a transcript of the gene C5H10orf143, whose product is annotated as chromosome 5 C10orf143 homolog. Bases 139 to 492 code for a protein of 117 amino acids. The transcript has 4 exons. NCBI's taxonomy places the organism in Eukaryota, Metazoa, Chordata, Lepidosauria, Squamata, Lacertidae. The record is from RefSeq and is a predicted model, not a curated record.